This is a messenger RNA of Acomys russatus (golden spiny mouse), 1438 nucleotides long. It is a transcript of the gene Hpd, whose product is annotated as 4-hydroxyphenylpyruvate dioxygenase. NCBI's taxonomy places the organism in Eukaryota, Metazoa, Chordata, Mammalia, Rodentia, Muridae. Bases 67 to 1248 code for a protein of 393 amino acids. Gene Ontology annotation, cellular component: Golgi membrane; endoplasmic reticulum membrane. The transcript is spliced from 14 exons. The record is from RefSeq and is a predicted model, not a curated record. Gene Ontology annotation, biological process: L-tyrosine catabolic process. Gene Ontology annotation, molecular function: 4-hydroxyphenylpyruvate dioxygenase activity.
UCAAUACCUCCCUGGGCUUCUCUUCUCAUCCCCAUCUUCCUGGUAGAGGACUGGCCGCCAUCAGCCAUGACGACCUACAGCAACAAAGGACCAAAGCCUGAGAGAGGCCGGUUCCUCCACUUCCACUCUGUGACCUUCUGGGUUGGCAAUGCCAAGCAGGCUGCCUCUUUCUACUGCAAUAAGAUGGGCUUCGAACCGCUGGCCUACAGGGGCCUGGAGACGGGCUCCCGGGAGGUGGUCAGCCACGUCAUCAAGCAAGGGAAAAUUGUGUUUGUCCUCUGUUCUGCUCUCAACCCCUGGAACAAAGAGAUGGGCGACCACUUGGUGAAGCACGGUGAUGGGGUGAAGGACAUCGCCUUCGAGGUGGAAGACUGCGAGCACAUUGUGCAGAAAGCCCGGGAACGGGGUGCCAAAAUUGUGAGGGAACCCUGGGUGGAGCAAGACAAGUUUGGGAAGGUGAAGUUCGCUGUGCUGCAGACGUAUGGAGAUACCACCCACACCCUGGUGGAGAAGAUCAACUACACUGGCCGUUUCUUGCCUGGAUUCGAGGCCCCAACAUACAAGGAUACCCUACUUCCAAAACUACCCAGCUGCAACCUCGAGAUCAUUGACCAUAUUGUAGGCAACCAACCGGACCAGGAAAUGGAAUCUGCCUCAGAAUGGUACCUGAAAAACCUGCAGUUCCACCGGUUCUGGUCAGUGGAUGACACACAGGUGCACACGGAGUACAGCUCUCUGCGCUCCAUCGUGGUAGCCAACUAUGAGGAAUCCAUCAAGAUGCCCAUUAACGAGCCAGCACCAGGCAGGAAGAAGUCUCAGAUCCAGGAAUACGUGGACUACAAUGGGGGUGCUGGGGUCCAGCACAUCGCUCUCAAGACAGAAGACAUCAUCACAACGAUCCGACACUUGAGGGAGCGAGGCAUGGAGUUCUUGGCUGUCCCGUCUUCUUACUACAAAAUGCUUCGGGAGAAUCUCAAGACAGCCAAGAUCCGGGUCAAAGAGAGCAUGGACAUACUGGAGGAGCUGAAAAUCCUGGUAGACUACGACGAGAAAGGCUACCUCCUACAGAUCUUCACCAAGCCCAUGCAGGACCGACCCACACUCUUCCUAGAAGUCAUCCAGCGCCACAACCACCAGGGCUUUGGAGCUGGCAACUUCAACUCUCUGUUCAAGGCUUUCGAGGAGGAGCAAGCCCUACGGGGUAACCUCACUGACCUGGAGACCAACGGAGUCAGGUCUGGAAUGUAGGCCCCGCCCACACCCAGAGUGCUGGGCGCAUCGACCAUCUGGUGCGAGGCUCAUCAACCAUCUCCAGCUGACUGAGGGACAGACAAUCCCAAGGCUCCACCCACAUUAUGGCCACGCCCCCUUUAUUGCAAGGGUCCCUAUUCACCUGCACCCUCCCGCCACAGAGUAAAGCAACCCUCCCAAGGUGCAA